Messenger RNA from Daldinia vernicosa, 2094 nucleotides. RefSeq names its product MFS general substrate transporter. Gene Ontology annotation, biological process: transmembrane transport. The coding region runs from base 1 to 2094 and encodes 697 amino acids. The record is from RefSeq and is a predicted model, not a curated record. The transcript has 4 exons. Gene Ontology annotation, molecular function: transmembrane transporter activity. NCBI's taxonomy places the organism in Eukaryota, Fungi, Ascomycota, Sordariomycetes, Xylariales, Hypoxylaceae.
AUGGAGGAGGUCGGCAACCAUCGUACCUCGCUGGACGACGAUACUUCGUCAGUGUAUCAGUCCGCAGCUUCUAACGAUGGCAGGGUCAGCCUCUCCUCGACGCAAUGGGAUGGCGAUGCUGAGUCUCAUCUCCCUCCGCUUCGCCCGGCCUCUCCUUUCUGGCUCGCCGGCGAACUUCUCGACGGCGUUUCCAAGUUUAAAUAUUCUCACUCAAGAGACAUUUCCACGGCCUCGAGCAAAACGCUGAACGGAGGCAGCGAGACGGACAGCCAACUUCACUUAGAUCGGCAGACUACCUUGGCUGAUCUCCUGAUAGAUUCGGCUCCUCAUCUCCGACAUCUAUCGACUGUUAGGACAGAUGACGCGAAAUUCAGAAUCGUCUCAUCUAGGCCUAAGGAACGGCUCGUUACGCCCGUCGGAGAACAGAGGCACCCGGGCAAACCGGGGUUGCAAUUUUGCAAGACUUUGCGUCCGUUUGAGCCGGAACCACAAGGAGACAGCGAUGGGCGAAGCCAACGGUCUUCCGUCACCAUAGCCGAAACCGCCGACCAGAACCAGUUCUUACAGGGAAUACCUCUACUUCUACUCACCAUUGGUCUCUCAUUAGUCGUUUUCUUGAUCUCUAUAGAUCGAACUAUCAUUACAACUGCCAUUCCUUUUAUUACCGCCGAGUUCAAAUCUACGGCGGACAUUGGCUGGUAUGGCUCAUCAUACCUCCUUACGGCAUGCGCCUUUCAACCCGUCUUCGGACGCGUCUUCACUCUCUUUAACAUCAAGUGGUCGUAUCUUCUUUCUAUGUUUGUUUUUGAAAUAGGCUCUAUCAUUAGCGGCUUCGCGCCGUCUUCGGCAACAUUAAUUAUCGGACGCGCGAUCGCCGGGUUUGGCAGCGCAGGCAUCUUAACCGGGAGCUUUGUAAUAGUUGCUACGGCUGUACCUUUAACAGUUAGGCCGAUAUAUACUGCGGUCGUUGGGUUAAUGUUCGGUGUUGGCGCCACUGUUGGCCCUCUCAUCGGAGGUGUAUUUACGGAUCUAGUCACAUGGCGAUGGUGCUUCUGGAUUAACCUUCCGGUUGGUGCAGUGACUAUCAUUGUGAUGAUACUUGUAUAUCACCCGCAACCGCGCACGGGGUCCAAGGAGAAAGUCACACAGCGCCUGAUUAGCCUCGACCUGAUCGGGAACGUAAUUCUCUUGGGCGCCGCUGUGAUGUUGUUCCUGGCUCUGGAAUACACCCUUACAGGCGCCGACUGGGCAAGCGCUGAAGUCAUCGGCCUGCUCUGCGGUGCCGGCGUGGCGGCGAUCGUACUGGUUGGAUGGCUCCGGUGGAAGAAAGACCGUGCUCUGAUCCCGCCCGCAAUUGCCAAGCAAAGGACCGUCGCCGCAUCGUGCCUGAUGGCAUUUUUUACUUAUGGCGCCUUGUUGGUGCACACAUAUUUCCUCCCGAUCUGGUUCCAGGCCAUCCUAGGCUACAGUGCCAUUCAAUCAGGCGUUGCCAUGAUCCCGUAUUUUGUUGCAAACGCUUUGUUUUCCGUCUUCUCGGGCAUCUUCGUGUCUGUCGUCGGCUACUACACACCACCGGCCAUUCUCGGAAGUGCAAUCGGUACUGUAGGCUGUGGUAUCAUUACGCUGUUCCACCCGAGUAUGAGCACGGCAAUGUGGAUCGGAUUCGAAAUUCUCGCGUCGGCUGGAUUCGGCAUGUCCAUUCAGCAGGGCUUUACGGCGGUGCAAACGGUGUUAGGACCGGAAGACUUGGCUGUCGGUACCGCAGCCGUCGUCGCGUCUCAAUCGCUAGGUGGCGCCGUUUUUAUAUCGGUCGGCAAUAGCGUGUUCCAGAACCGUCUUGCGGAUCUCAUCGAGAAGACAGAUAUUCCAGGUCUUGACGUCCGUGCUAUCGUCGGCGCAGGGGCCAUCGCCUUCCGAAAGGUCGUCCCGCCCGAGCAGCUUCCCGCCCUACUUAAAUUGUACGACGAAGCACUACAUACCGUCUUUCUCGUUGCAGUCCCGCUCGCCGGCUUGGCAUUCUUGUCCUGCUGCGCUCUACAGUGGAAGUCCGUUAAGAAGCCAAGCAAGCCUGUGGCUGAGACGGAAAAGGUAUAG